UCCAGCGCAUUUCCCCCACUGCUCUUCCGGUACUUAAGCCGCCGCUGCUGCUAGUAGGAGUACUUCAGUCACUUUUGUAAAUUAUUAUCGCUGUGCUUCUGGGGUCGACCUGUCGCGCAUAUAUUGCUCUCUCCCUCUCCCGUUGCUUCCUCGGCCGGCCUCCCGUCCCGACGCGUCGCGGCCGCCUUCUCCCCAGAGAUCCCCGUCGAGCUCGCGUGCGCGUGCGUGCGCGCAUUGGGCCGGACUACCUCGUGAAAAGCCGCGUGUUCGUUGGGGGAGAGAUACCGAUGAGGGGCGGCGCCUCGGCGGGCCACCCGCGAUGGAGCUCCGCGGGGACGACGCCGCGGUCGCUGAGCACGGGCUCCUCGCCGCGCGGCUCCGAGCCGGCCUCCGAGGACGGGGAGGAGCUGGUGGAGGUCACGCUCGACCUGCAGGACGAUGACACCAUUGUGCUGCGGAGCGUGGAGCCGGCCGCGGCGGCGCUGGGCUCGGGCUCGGGGGCGCUGAGGCUGCCGGUGCCGGCGCGGGGCGAGCUCGCGGACGGCGGCUGCGGCGCGUCGUCUUCCUCGUCGCGGUCCCCGUCGAUGCGCCGGACGUCGUCGUACCGGCUGCUGCAGCUGUCGCAGGAGCUCAUGGCCGGCGCGCGGCACUUCUCGCACGACCUCACCAAGCGGUUCAGCCGCAGCCACAGCCACAGCCGCGACGAGGCCCACCACCACCACCAGCAGCCGUCGUCCGGCAUCGAGUCGGCGCUCGCCGCCCGCGCCGCGCGGCGGCAGCGCGCGCAGCUGGACCGCACGCGCUCCGGCGCGCACCGGGCGCUCCGCGGCCUCCGCUUCAUCAGCAGCAACAAGGCCAGCAACGCCUGGCGGGAGGUGCAGGCCAACUUCGACCGCCUCGCCCGCGAUGGCUACCUCUCCCGCUCCGACUUCGCGGAAUGCAUAGGGAUGACUGAGUCCAAGGAGUUCGCCCUGGAGCUGUUCGACACGCUGAGCCGGCGGCGGCAGAUGAAGCUGGACACGAUCAGCAAGGAGGAGCUGCGAGAAAUCUGGCAGCAGAUCACCGACAACAGCUUCGACUCCCGCCUCCAAAUCUUCUUCGACAUGGUGGAUAAGAAUGCGGACGGCCGGAUCGGGGAGGCGGAGGUGAAAGAGAUCAUCAUGCUGAGCGCGUCCGCCAAUAAGCUGUCGAGGCUUAAGGAGCAAGCGGAGGAGUACGCCGCGUUGAUCAUGGAGGAGCUUGACCCCGAAGAGCUGGGAUACAUCGAGCUUUGGCAACUGGAGACACUUCUGCUGCAGAAAGACACGUACGUGAACUACAGCCAGGCGUUAAGUUACACAAGCCAGGCACUGAGCCAAAACUUGGCACUAAGGAAGAAGGGCUCCAUCCGCAAAAUAGGCAACUCUUUGAUCUACUAUUUGGAGGACAACUGGAAACGCUUGUGGGUGCUCGCCUUGUGGAUUGGAAUAAUGGCUGGACUCUUCACCUGGAAGUUCAUCCAGUACCGCGAGCGCUAUGUCUUUAAAGUGAUGGGCUACUGCGUGACAACUGCAAAGGGCGCCGCUGAAACCUUGAAGCUGAACAUGGCAAUCAUCCUCCUGCCGGUGUGCCGCAACACCAUUACUUGGCUGCGGAAUACAAGGGCUGCACGUGUAUUGCCAUUUGAUGACAAUAUCAACUUCCACAAGACUAUUGCAGCAGCAAUUGUGGUUGGUGUUAUUCUCCAUGCAGGGAACCAUCUUGUAUGCGAUUUUCCACGGCUUAUACGUUCAUCAGAAGAAAUGUAUGCUCCUUUGGGAAUUUAUUUCGGGGAAACAAAGCCAACAUAUCUUGCAUUGAUCAAAGGAGUGGAGGGCGUCACCGGGAUAAUCAUGGUUGUGUGCAUGAUAAUUGCUUUUACGUUAGCAACUCGGUGGUUCCGGCGUAGCCUAGUAAAGCUUCCAAAACCAUUCGACAAACUGACUGGCUUCAAUGCUUUCUGGUACUCCCACCAUUUGUUUGCCAUUGUGUACGUGGCUCUCAUUGUUCAUGGCCAGUUUGUGUACCUUAUUCGUGUCUGGUACAGAAAAUCGACAUGGAUGUAUCUUGCAGUGCCUGUGUGCUUGUAUCUAGGGGAGAGGAUUCUGAGGUUCUUCAGGUCUGGCAGUUAUGCUGUCCGGCUCUUGAAGGUGGCCAUUUAUCCUGGCAAUGUCUUGACGCUGCAAAUGACCAAACCUGCGACCUUUCGUUAUAAAAGUGGGCAAUAUAUGUUUGUUCAGUGUCCAGCAGUGUCGCCCUUUGAAUGGCAUCCCUUCUCAAUUACUUCAGCCCCUGGAGAUGAAUAUCUCAGCAUUCAUGUUCGGCAACUUGGUGACUGGACACGAGAGCUCAAGAGAGUAUUUUCCGCGGCUUGUGAGCCCCCAGUGAGUGGAAAAAGUGGCCUUCUUAGAGCAGACGAGACAACUAAGAAAACCUUACCAAAGCUUCUGAUCGAUGGCCCUUACGGUUCUCCUGCUCAGGAUUACGGCAAGUAUGAUGUUUUACUGCUUGUUGGAUUAGGAAUUGGUGCAACACCCUUUAUCAGCAUUUUGAAAGAUCUCCUCAACAACAUCAUUAAGAUGGAGGAAGAGGAGGAUACUUCUACGGAUCUUUAUCCACCAGUUGGUCGGAAUAAGCCACAUGUUGAUCUGGGUACGCUUAUGAGGGUUACCACAAGACCAAGGAAGGUUUUAAAGACUACAAAUGCUUACUUUUAUUGGGUGACACGUGAGCAAGGCUCUUUUGAUUGGUUCAAAGGAGUCAUGAAUGAGAUUGCCGACAUGGAUCAAAGGAAUAUCAUUGAGAUGCACAACUACCUCACAAGCGUUUACGAGGAAGGGGAUGCUCGGUCAGCGCUCAUCACUAUGCUUCAAGCUCUGAACCAUGCCAAGAAUGGUGUCGAUGUUGUCUCUGGAACUAAAGUUCGGACACAUUUUGCAAGACCAAAUUGGAAAAAGGUCCUAGCCAAAAUUGCCUCCAAGCACCCGUAUGCCAAGAUAGGUGUCUUCUACUGUGGAGCUCCAGUCCUGGCACAAGAACUUGCGAAACUUUGCCACGAGUUCAACGGGAAGUGCACCACAAAAUUCGAGUUCCACAAGGAGUAUUUCUGAAUUCCAAGUAGACACUUGACAGGAAACGAGAAUAGAGACUAUGCUACUUGUACAGCAUUUUUGUCCUGGUAUAUUCUUUAUAAAGGACAGGAGAGGCCAAGGUGAAGAAGCAACCAUAGCCAUCGCCCCAGCCGUCUUGCUGGACAGCACUCCAAAAUCCCAAAUGCGCCAACAAGAAGGAUGUAGAACUACAUGUGGCGUCCAUGAUGGCUUUUACAACAUGGACCUGCGAGGGGAUUCCUCCCGGUAGGCCUCGAAUGCACAGAGACCACCCGAAGAAGACCUUGAGCUUCUCCAGCAUAUAUAGUUGGGAGUAUAGGAUGAUGAUAUGUAGGACAUAGGAAGGGAACCGCGAGCCACAAGGCUAAUUAACUGUAUAUUUUUUAUCAUGCAGCUGAGUGCCUGACCAAGGCAAAAAGUACGCUUGUGUCUGUAUUUUUACAUACAGAAAAUGAGAAAGAAAAGUGAAAGAAAAAAAAGAAAAGGUA
Messenger RNA from Aegilops tauschii subsp. strangulata, 3616 nucleotides. Its product is annotated as respiratory burst oxidase homolog protein A. The record is from RefSeq and is a predicted model, not a curated record. NCBI's taxonomy places the organism in Eukaryota, Viridiplantae, Streptophyta, Magnoliopsida, Poales, Poaceae. Gene Ontology annotation, cellular component: plasma membrane. Gene Ontology annotation, molecular function: calcium ion binding; peroxidase activity; NAD(P)H oxidase H2O2-forming activity.